CACAGCCUCCCCCCACGUGACUUUGGUUGUCGAGUGACAGUUGACUCACUGGUUCUUCGCCUGAGACACCGUCCCCACCGGGUCUCUCUGGGUAGUAGCCCUGCCUGGCCUUGAACUCUAGGUUCAAGAUGGCCUCUAACUCGCCACCCUCCUGCCGUCGUCUCCCAGGAAGUCUGUCAUCUAUCACUUAACGUCGCCAGUAGAGCUGGAGCGUUUCCCGCGGACUGUGACAGGCUGUGCAUCAGAACCCUGUGAGACCCGAGCAUUGCCGCCUCAGUGAUGGAGCUGGUGUGACUCUGGUCCCCUUGACUCCUGUCUAAUGGCACUUUAGUCUGUAUCAGACACGGGCAAUGCCGAGGAAAAAACAAAAAGAUGCCACGAAGAAAGAAAAAAAUUAAAGAAGUCUCUGAAAGCCAGAACUUGGAGAAGAAGGAUCCAGAAGCCAGCAGUUGUGUCAGUGUAAAGAAGAAGCGUAGACUGGAGGACCUACUCAUAGUGAUCUCUGAUAGUGAUGGAGAGGAAGCAAACGAGGAGAAUAGAUUGCAGAAAAUGAAGACAAAACAGUCGAACAGAUCCAAGUGUUUGGCUAAAAGAAAAAUUGCACAGAUGUCAGAAGAAGAACAAUUUGCUUUGGCUCUCAAAAUGAGUGAGCAGGAAGCUAGGGAGGUGAACAGCCAGGAGGAGAAAGAAGAGGAGCUCUUGAGGAAAGCCAUUGCUGAAAGCCUGAAUAGUUGCUGGUCUUCUGAUGCUUCUGCUACCAGAUCUCGACCUCUGGCUACUGGACCAUCUUCACAUUCCCAUCAAGAGAACACCAAAGAUUCUGGAACCACUGAAGGCAUAUGGCAGCUGGUACCUCCAUCACUGUUUAAAGGCUCACAUAUCAGUCAGGGAAACGAGGCUGAGGAAAGAAAGGAGCCCUGGGACCACAAUGAAAACACUGAAGAGGAGCCUGUCUCUGGCAGCUCAGGAAGCUGGGACCAGUCAAGCCAGCCAGUGUUUGAGAAUGAGAACGUUAAAUGUUUUGACAGAUGUACUGGCCACUUGACUGAGCACACACAGUGUGGGAAGCCACAGGAAAGUACUGGGAGUGGUUAUGCUUUUUCCAAAGCUGUCCAGGGUAGGGGGGACACAUCUAGGCAAUGUCUUUCUACCCCAGCAGACACCAAAGGACUCCAGGACAUUGGGGGCACUGUGCACUACUACUGGGGUAUUCCAUUCUGCCCUGCUGGUGUAGAUCCUAACCAAUAUACCAAUGUCAUUCUCUGCCAGUUGGAGGUUUAUCAGAAGAGCCUAAAAAUGGCUCAGAGGCAGCUUAUUAAAAAAAGAGGGUUUGGGGAACCAGUGUUACCUAGACCUCCUUUUCUGAUCCAGAAUGAAUGUGGCCAAGAAGAUGAGACUAGUGAAAAAAAUGAAGGCAUCUCAGAAGAUAUGGAAGAUGAAGCCAAAGAGGAAAGGCAGGAAUCUAGGGCAUCUGUCUGGCACUCAAAAACCAAGGAUUUUCAAAAAAGUCCAAUUAAAAGCUUGAAACAGAAACUUUUGUUGGAGGAAGAACCAACAACCAGUCAUGGUCAGUCUUCCCAAGGUCUAUUUGUUGAAGAAACUUCUGAAGAAGUUCUGAAGAGUUCUGAAGAAGGAAACUUUGUGCCUCCCUCACAAAGCAUUGCAGCUUUGACCAGUAAGAGAAGCUUAGUCCUUAUGCCAGAAGGUUCUGCAGAGGAAAUCACUGUUUGUCCUGAGUCACAGUUAAGUUCCCCUGAGCCCCUUGACCUCAAUAGAGAAGAUUCUCCAGAUAGCAGCGAGAUCCCCAUUGAAGUAAAAAUGACAGUGAGUGAUAAGCAGGUUGAUAAUGGUGAGAGAGAAGAUAGUGAGAAAGCAAAUCCCACUCUUGCAUUCUCCUCUGGUACCCGGGUGUCCUGCCCAUUGUGUGACCAAGACUUUGCUCCCACGAAGAUUGAACAACAUGCCAUGUACUGCAAUGGUCUGAUGGAGCAGGAAACAGUGUUGACUCGGAGACAAAGAGAGGCCAAGAAGAAAAGUGACAGUAGGACAGCCGCCCAGACUGACCUAGACACCAAGAAGGAGAAGUGUUAUCUGUGUAAGUCCCUGGUCCCACUUGGAGAGUAUCAGUGUCAUGUAGAGGCCUGUCUCCAGCUUGCAAAGAGUGACGGUGGAGAUGGGACCAAGGGGAGUAAGAGAACAAGAGUGUGUGUGACUGUGGAGGGCAAACAGCAGCAGCGGCCGAGGAAAUCAAAGGAAAAAGGUCACAGUCAAGGCCGACUGCUCAGCCUCUUGGAACAGUCUGAACACAAGACCACAGGUGUCGAGGAAAAAACCAAGUCUUCAGAAGCAAGAGCCUUCAGGAUACCUUCACCAGAGGUGGAAGAGGCUAGCUGCAGCAGAGAGAUGCAGAGUUCCCUACCACAGCUCAACUUAAAUGAGUCUCCCAUCAAGUCUUUUGUUCCUGUUUCAGAAGCCACAAAUUGCUUAGUGGACUUUAAAGACCAAUUUACUUUCCGGUCACGAACCAAAUCAGGCAGAGGAAGGAGGAGAAAAUCUUGACUUUCUUGAGACUGGAAUUUGACCAGAACCAUUGUUGUUGGGUUGGUCAUGUUCAUUAAUUAUAGUGGUCUCUAGUUUGUUGUGAGAGUUUGGACCCUGUCGUUUUCACCACCAGCACCCACUCAGCAUCCUGAUUUUUAUGUUUUAUAAGAUCUUUUCAGACAAUUGUGAACAGAAUUCUGUUUUACAACAGUCUAUUUGAAUUUGCUUAUAGUUAAAUUUUAAAUAUAUUUAUCUAUGUUUAUAUGAAAUCUUAUUUCAAUAUAUGGAGAUUUUUUCUUUAUAUUUGUGGUGAGCUUUGGAUGGGGUUAUUUUAAUUGAAGAGGUAGUUUUUCACUCAUAAA
Peromyscus leucopus (white-footed mouse) is the source of this 2903-nucleotide messenger RNA. It is a transcript of the gene Uimc1, whose product is annotated as ubiquitin interaction motif containing 1. The transcript has 15 exons. The record is from RefSeq and is a predicted model, not a curated record. Gene Ontology annotation, molecular function: DNA binding; K63-linked polyubiquitin modification-dependent protein binding; histone binding. The coding region runs from base 373 to 2559 and encodes 728 amino acids. Gene Ontology annotation, cellular component: BRCA1-A complex. Gene Ontology annotation, biological process: positive regulation of DNA repair; double-strand break repair. Lineage: Eukaryota; Metazoa; Chordata; Mammalia; Rodentia; Cricetidae.